CAAGCGCGGGCGUUAUUUGCCUCGCCGAGCUCCCGAAGAGCACACUCCUCGCGCGCAUUAGGGCCUUGGCCCCGGGGCAGCAGCGGACCGGCGCCCAGCGCAUCCAUCCGGCGGUGAUCCUUUGAAACACAAUUUAAGGCAAUCAACCAACAGGAGUAUCUUGCAAUGCAAAACUUGUUGACCGAGGUGGCAUCUCUAUGGCUGCUUUUAUUAGGAUUUUGCUGCGGAGGGAAGAUCCCUACUAUGCCAAGGCCCAAGGUUUACGGACACAUGCUGCCGAAACACACUUUGGACACACGCUACAGACCAGUGAUGAAAAGAAUCGUCUUGUACCACAACUUCUUUCGCACCCGAGUUCAUCCGCCAGCCAGCGAUAUGCUCGAAAUGACAUGGCACAAAGGAGCUGCCAAGGAUGCGCAGCGCUGGGCGGAAAAUUGCCAGCUCCUUGUUCAUGACAGCCCCUCUGGACGCUGGGUUGAAGAUUAUGGAUCCUGCGGACAGAAUAUCUUCGUGUCGAAUGUGAAAGUGCCAUGGUUUUUCGCCAUCAAGGUAUGGUUCCUGGAACAUCACAACUUCUCUUUUGGAGACACCGGGAAUAACAUUCCUUCCAUGGUCGGCCACUACACCCAGAUGGUGUGGUACAGUUCACACAAAGUAGGAUGCGGACUCCAUUACUGCGGCCGAAACGUUGUGAAAAAACCGUUCUACAACUACGUGUGCAAUUACUGCCCCAUUGGCAACUAUCCUGAACGCUUUGGAAAGCCGUACACGAAAGGUAAACCCUGCAGCAAGUGUCCCGGCCACUGCCGCUCCAAGAAAUUGUGCACAAACGCCUGCGAACACGCCGACUUUUGGGUGAACUGCCAUGAAAUCUCCAAGCAUUGGCACAAGUGGCUGUGCGGUGACCCUACCAAAGAGCAGUACAAGGCCUGCAAGGCGACGUGUUCUUGCAAGGAGCGCAUCAAGUGACCAGCAUGGCACGGACUGCUGGCAGCUUCGAGACGCUUCCUGACGCUCGGAAGUCGGCACCUUUUGGCUAAAGUCCAAAAACACAAGUGACAAUGCGACGGAGCCCCGCAGUCGCACGUGCGUGCUGUACUCCAGUAACAGGCAGCCUUUUGAGCCAUGCGCGCGAAUCGACGUGCACGCCUUCGACGCAGCGUGCGUAUCCGGUAUAAGCGCGCGAUUACGUGCGACAUAAUUCUUUUCUGGGAAAUCUUUGGAGCGCGAUGCUCGUAACGAGAAGGAAGCAAAUCAGUAUUUCUAGUCACACUGCGAGAGGUAGCGUUUUGAGUAAGCAAUGGCAUCUAAGUAUACAUGUAGCGCACGCCGUAACAGAUUAAGGUUUCAAAUACUCAGAUCGACAUCCUUGGUGGCAACAUAAUAAAGCGUCAUUCCACGCAGCAAGCCAUACCACUCA
Messenger RNA from Rhipicephalus sanguineus (brown dog tick), 1420 nucleotides. RefSeq names its product cysteine-rich secretory protein 2. Gene Ontology annotation, cellular component: extracellular region. The coding region runs from base 166 to 969 and encodes 267 amino acids. NCBI's taxonomy places the organism in Eukaryota, Metazoa, Arthropoda, Arachnida, Ixodida, Ixodidae. The transcript has 8 exons. The record is from RefSeq and is a predicted model, not a curated record.